CCCGCUCUCUCAAAUCCAUUAUCUUCAUCUCUGUCCCUCCCUCUCUCUUUCUCUCUCUACUGUGUGUAUAUAUAGAUAUGUGCAACUAAGGUGAUUGAUCUCUGCAGAUUUUUACAAGUUUAAAAAUGGGAAUAUUAUCGUUGAUAUCAGGAAGGCCAGGAUCCAGUGGAUUCGGAUCGUCCUCCACUGCAGAACACGUUUCUGCUUCGAUCGAUGCUUCCGAUCUCACUCUUAUCAUUACAGGAGGAGCAAGUGGAAUUGGGUUAGAAACAGCAAGGGUAUUAGCAUUGAGGGGUGCUCAUGUGAUUAUAGCAGCAAGAAACAUGAAGGCUGCAAAUGAAGCCAAACAACUCAUGCUUACACAGAAUGAGAAUGCUAAGAUUGAUGUUCUUGAGCUUGAUCUUUCAUCUCUCAACUCAAUUAAGGCCUUUGCUGAUAGCUUCAAAGCUCUUAAUCUUCCCCUAAACCUCUUGAUAAACAAUGCCGGUGUAAUGUUCUGCCCUUUCCAACUCUCACAAGAUGGGAUAGAGAUGCAAUUCGCGACAAAUCAUCUAGGUCACUUUUACUUGACAAAUCUGCUACUAGACAAGAUGAAGGAAACUGCUACAGAUACUGGAAUUGAGGGUAGAAUUGUAAACUUGUCAUCUGUAGCACAUCUCUACACUUAUGAAUACGGGAUCGGAUUUGAUAAAAUCAAUGAUAAAGAUGGUUACUCAGACAAAAAGGCAUAUGGCCAGUCCAAGUUAGCGAACAUAUUGCAUGCAAAUGAGCUCUCUCGACGCUUAAAGGAAGAAGGGGCAAAUAUUACAGUGAACUCGGUACACCCAGGGUUAAUAAUGACGGAUCUCAUGAGGCAUUCUUUCCAGCUUAUGAGAUUUCUGAAGCUGUUUACUUAUCUCCUAUGGAAAAAUGUCCAACAGGGUGCAGCAACAACAUGCUAUGUGGCAUUGCACCCAAAGCUGAAAGGGGUGAGUGGGAAAUACUUUGUGGACUGCAAUGAAUAUCCAGCAAGCAACUUUGCAACUGAUCCUGAGUUGGCCAAGAAGCUCUGGGAUUACAGCAACAACCUGGUCAACUCUCUUCAGCACUCUUAAUUUCCCUUUUAAAACUUUUUUCUUGUAAUGCACACAUGUACUUCAUAAAUUCUUACGGUUCGGUUUUAUGUUUUACUUUAAAUUUAUUUUAGUUGUCAACCUGUCUCAAAUCAAAGGGCCAUAGACAAAUGACGUUACCAUCUUGUUAAAUAUACUCGUGUUAUAUCCUGGUACUGAACUUGUUCGUUGAGGUCAGUCCAGUUUUCGGUUCCAUUUUUU
Molecule: messenger RNA, 1313 nt
Organism: Cynara cardunculus var. scolymus (artichoke)
Lineage: Eukaryota; Viridiplantae; Streptophyta; Magnoliopsida; Asterales; Asteraceae
Product: short-chain dehydrogenase TIC 32, chloroplastic-like
Exons: 8
Coding region: 126-1094 (322 amino acids)
Source: RefSeq, a predicted model, not a curated record